GCUUUCUUAUUCUGUUGGUGCUCCUUUCCUAUGCAACUAUAUAUCUUCUUGUGGACUUCUUUCUGGUGUAUUUGAUGAUAAGGAAUUCAAAGCUAGAUAGAUAGGGGUUAAAAAAACUGUUAGCCAUCCAUGGAGGAAUCUUUGGCUGGUAAUUCGAGUGAUGAUGCGAAGAGUACUGCUUGCCCUAGAGGUCACUGGAGACCAGCUGAGGACGACAAACUCAGGCAACUUGUUGAGCAAUAUGGUGCACAAAACUGGAAUUCUAUUGCAGAGAAGCUCCAAGGAAGAUCAGGGAAGAGUUGCAGAUUGAGGUGGUUUAAUCAACUUGAUCCUAGAAUCAACAGGAGACCUUUCAGUGAAGAGGAAGAAGAGAGACUACUAGCAGCUCAUCGGAUUCAUGGAAACAAAUGGGCACUCAUAGCCAGACUAUUUCCAGGUCGAACAGAUAAUGCUGUGAAAAAUCAUUGGCAUGUCAUAAUGGCAAGAAAGCAAAGGGAACAGUCCAAGCUAUGUGGAAAGAGAAGUUAUCAAGAUAAUCUAAGUGAAUCCAAUGCCACUAAUAGUUCACAUGCAGGGAAAUCAAGAGCUCAAGAUGUGUUCAAUUCAAGAAUUGGAUUUGAUGACUCUAGAGUCUUGGAAUUUCGAAACCCCGGUAAAGAUAGGAUAUUGUCAAUAUCUCCUUCUGGCUCUUCACCUUCUUGGAAUUUCGCCCCAUCAACUAUAGCAGCUUCAAACAAUUCUUCUUCGGUGGAUUUAUCGAGAAGGGAAGGAAGAGAUAAUUACUUCAAUUCAAGUUUAUUUUGCACCACCGAGAGCUCUAAAUUAAUCUCCGAUCAACCUAUUUAUAGAUACUAUAUGAAUUCUUCGGUGUGUGGCAGCUACCGGAGUUCAAGUAUAUUCGGGCUUCCAAACUAUAGAAGGGUUGUUCCAAGUUCUUUUGGAUCAUACCUUAAACUUGGAGAUGAUUGUGAAAACCACGGAAUGAUCAAGAAAGAGUUGGCAAGUUGCCAUAAUUCAUCGACAUUAAAGAAUUUAAGAGCGACGAGUAGUCAUCAAGAGAAAGGAGAUCAUGAAUCUAUCAAACACAAGGAUGUUCCUUUCAUAGAUUUUCUUGGUGUGGGUAUAUCUUCUUGAUCACCCAAAAAGACUCUAAUUACAUUUUGUCAUAUCUAUGAUAGUUUAGUGCUUACACUUUC
This is a messenger RNA of Populus nigra (black poplar), 1196 nucleotides long. RefSeq names its product transcription factor MYB23-like. Gene Ontology annotation, cellular component: nucleus. Bases 130 to 1134 code for a protein of 334 amino acids. The record is from RefSeq and is a predicted model, not a curated record. Gene Ontology annotation, molecular function: DNA-binding transcription factor activity, RNA polymerase II-specific; RNA polymerase II cis-regulatory region sequence-specific DNA binding. Lineage: Eukaryota; Viridiplantae; Streptophyta; Magnoliopsida; Malpighiales; Salicaceae. Gene Ontology annotation, biological process: regulation of DNA-templated transcription. The transcript has 2 exons.